Molecule: messenger RNA, 846 nt
Organism: Trichomonas vaginalis G3
Lineage: Eukaryota; Parabasalia; Trichomonadida; Trichomonadidae
Product: guanylate cyclase protein
Exons: 1
Coding region: 1-846 (281 amino acids)
Source: RefSeq, a predicted model, not a curated record
AUGGAGGAAGUUAAAACUAACACUGAAAUCAGUUCACAGGACUUCUCAGGGUCUAUGAACUCGAAAAUCACGGCUUUAAUCGAUGUUCCGAUUUCAGAUAAGUUAAUUGAUAGUCUUGUAUCUCUUUUUAACUACAUGGACAUAUACGCACCGAAGAUGCCACUGUUAUAUAGUAUAGUUACAAUAUUGCGUUUGUUCCAGCUCAUUGGAUGCUCCAUGAUGGCUGCAAAUAAUGAUGUUUUUGAUCCGACCACUCUCACAUACAAGUCAGUAUCCAUUCUUUCAGUCUUAUUCCAUAUAGUACCAGUUACGUACAGAAGAGGAAACGAGCCUAUCAUACUUCUAUCCUUUAAUUGCAUACUUUUUGCGUUCGGAAUAUAUUUAAUUUUGACAGCUUGCAUUUACAGAGCUACAAGUAAGGUUCCAGAUAUAUCAACAUAUAUACUUAGUGUAUUCAUGGCAAUUGGCCCAUUUUUAAUACUUCCAAUAAUUGCUCAAUAUACCGGCACAUCAAUUGGUGGUUUAAUCAUGAAAAGAUUACACGCUGAUACAAAGUUGAUAACGGCUGUUAUCAUUUCAUGCUGCAUGAUUGCAUUUUAUCUUUGGAUGAUUAUCAAAUCUUACACAUCAACGUUAUCAUUCAGACCAUGUUCAUUCCAAACGUUAGAAGGUAUGCCACAAAUUAAGCUUUUCACAACAACAAUCUUAAUUACCUUCUUUUCUGCAUUCACUACAUAUCUUGAUGAAAUGCCAUCACUCGGAAUGUCCGUAGUAUCAAUAAUACUGUAUGCCUACAAUAUUACUACUGUUUUCAACUGCGGUACAUUCGUAAAGACAGAGCACUAA